AUGUCUCCUUUCCAGUUCCCGACGUUGUCUCACGAUCUCUCCGCCAUCGUCGCUGGAUCUCGUCAAUCGUCGUUGUCUCGAUAUCUCCGCCACCGACGUCGAAUCUUGCCAAUCGGCGCCCUCUCAUUCUCUUCACCAGAUUCGCCGAGUCUAUCCGUCAUUGUCGCCGAACUUGCUACCUUUGGCGAGACCAAGAACUAG
Messenger RNA from Linum trigynum, 201 nucleotides. The record is from the annotation of a GenBank genome assembly. NCBI's taxonomy places the organism in Eukaryota, Viridiplantae, Streptophyta, Magnoliopsida, Malpighiales, Linaceae.